AUGUUACAGGCUCAAUAUGUCCUAGCUGUUGAACGGUGGGUCUGUAGCGACGGGUACCUUAAUGACCACAGCAAUGGGUUUACGGUGGGGUCCAAGCAUCAGUCGCGACUUGCCGGACCUUGCGAAAGGACCAUUGUACAACAUCGCACAAUCAAUAACUGCUCUGAGCGUCAAACCACGAGCAAGAUCUGUGUCUUCUCAGACGAUUCCGAACGGUGUAUCGAAUGCCAAAACGCCCCCGGGCGACGUUGUACAGACCCUGUUGAGGACGAGGACACUGAUCGGUUCCAAGCUGCGCUAGACAGCGUCAAGAGCCAGAUUGACGAGAUUUUGUCCCACAAUCUCCCCAAUUCAGAUCUCUAUCGAUCACUGAAGGCCCGGCUGGAGCAAGAGAGUAAUGCCACAGCAGCGUAUACGGUGCACCUUGGCUCAACACCUCAGGAUCAGACGCAAUACGUCGCUCGUGUUGCCCAUACGAACAGCACAAACGAGGAGGUUCAAAAUUUUCAUCAGAGCCUCAUAGAUGACAAAGCAUACCAAGAACUCUUAGUACGUCGGCGAAUGAUGGAAGCAUGUCUCGGCGAGCUACUCAGUCGCCGACUCUUCUACUUUGACGAGCUCGAGGCACUUAUGGGACACCCGGAAAGGCGAGGGCUUAAAAGGGUCGAAUAA
Exophiala mesophila is the source of this 672-nucleotide messenger RNA. RefSeq lists its product as uncharacterized. The transcript has 2 exons. The record is from RefSeq and is a predicted model, not a curated record. Lineage: Eukaryota; Fungi; Ascomycota; Eurotiomycetes; Chaetothyriales; Herpotrichiellaceae. Bases 1 to 672 code for a protein of 223 amino acids.